Molecule: messenger RNA, 2077 nt
Organism: Megalops cyprinoides (Indo-Pacific tarpon)
Lineage: Eukaryota; Metazoa; Chordata; Actinopteri; Elopiformes; Megalopidae
Gene: mipol1
Product: mirror-image polydactyly 1
Exons: 14
Coding region: 205-1623 (472 amino acids)
Source: RefSeq, a predicted model, not a curated record
UGCUCCUCCUGAGGUCUCGCAAUGGAAGCGUGACAUAUGCGGAAGAAAAGUUCUCACCACAACUGAGAAUAAUUUAUUCAACAAAAUACCAAAGUAUCCGCUUGAAAACAGAUUUUUGUAGGGGAGACCUACUCAGAGAGUGAGGCGGAACUCUGGGGUUUAGCACGGACCCACAGCAAAGAGUUGAAGGAUUCUCUGGUUGAUAUGUACAAAGCUAAUCCCAAAGUCAAUGAGGAACUGAAACAAAGAUUACCCUCCCCAAUAAAACACCACUGCUCAGAGACCGCGUCACAACUCAGUUUUAUAAAGCCAGAAACCAGCUCCCAGACAUUGCUCGGUCAAAGUGUUUUGGAAGCACUCAUUGCAGAUCUGCCUAAAGGGUGCACGGUUUCCCAGUGUACCUGGCACACUGAGCACAGAGCAGCCGACUCUCUCCUACAAUUGACAGUAAGGCAGCAGGCCACAAUGAUGGAAGAGGAUGCAGGAGCAGCAUGCAAGGGACACCUCGUCCCGUCCCAGGACCAUGAGCCCAUGCCAGCCAGCAGCAUACAGGAGGACCAAGGUAAUGCUAAUGCAAGCAGCUCCUUGAACUCUGCGAAGCAGCCGUCAGUCCUGGAGAAGGAGAAGAACAUUGCCUUCCUGUUGAAAGAGUUGGAUUCCCUCCGAGACCUCAAUAAGAAGCUUCAGGACAAGCUGGCGCUGAAGGAGAGGGAGCUGGAGGCCAAGGUGAUGAACACUGAGCUGCAGGAGAGGGAGCUGGAGGCCAGAGCCUGCGAAAAGGCUGGAGCUCUGGUGCAGGAGAUCUAUAAAGCACAGAGGGAGCGAGACCAGGCCGUGAUGGCCCGACUGAGGCUUGCCAACGAGGAGCGCGACGAGGCCCUCCUCCGGGCCAAGAGGCUGCAGCAAGCGUCCGCAGAGCUGGAGAAUAUUAACCCAGAGGAGAAUGACAUGGACUUGGAGGAGCUUCUGAACCGGAUCAACGAUGCGGACUCAGCCAUAGGCGUGGAGCGUAGUGGUGCUGUGAUUGUGGACCGCCUCCAGAAGGCCCGCGAGCGUCGGAAGAAGAUCACUGCCGAGGAGAUGAACGCUGUCAUUGAGGAGAGGGAUGCCGCGCUUGCCAGGUGCCGGCGCCUGGAGCAGGAUCUUCAUCACGCGAAGGAGAGGAGCCAGACUUCAGCAAACAGCACGAGACAGCUGACUGGGGAAAACAAUCAGGAGCACACUUGGAAGGAGGAGCUGGAGGCUAUUCUCCGAGAGCGCAAUGCUGCUGUGGAGCACAGCCGCAGCCUGGAAGAGGAAGUGCAGACGCUGCGCGUGUAUUACAGUUUGCACCAGUCUCUGUCCCAGGAGGCCAGCCUGAAGGAGCAGUUCGACUCCACACUCACCACCUGCUCCCAGGGCUUGUGCUCCCAGGAGGGCCAGGUUACCCCAGCCAGCCUUCACAGGGAGCAGCUGCUGGCCCAACUCCAACUCCUGGCUUCAGAGCACCAAAGCACACAGGCCCGUCUGCAGCGUGCCCAGGAAGCUGAGGAGGAAGCCAAUGAAAAAGUUCAAAAAUUGGAACGACUUGUGGAGGUGCUGAGGAAGAAGGUGGGCACGGGAAGCGUGAGGACAGUGAUCUGAAGGGGAACAGGUCGACUCUGGAACGAUCUACCCGGUCACAUCUGGCGACCAGGCUGCCGCGUUUACACUGUGUAAACACCCAAGCCUUAACUCGGCAAACAGUUGUUAGAAGUGCAGCACUCAACCCACAUUCCAAGCCCAGAUCAAACCGAAUCAUAAAUGUUUAACCACUCGGCUGCUGCGCGUACUGUCCUGCCACGGUUAUUUCCUGAAUUGUUUAUUACAUUUGAUUAUAUCGUUUUAAUCUACGCUGUUAUUUGUGUUGAUGUGUAAGACUGCUAACAGAAGAGAAAGGGCGUUAUCUCGCGCUGGAUUUAUAUAUACAUAUACGCGUUAUGGUGAUCACGUUUAUGGCCUUGAAAGAUAUUUGUCCAGUAUUGCUUGAUUCAUUUUUAAAUCAUUAAGCGGUGAAGCUGCUGGAGCCAAACACAGAGGCUGUUCCCAGUCUGUUGCA